CAGUAUAUCAAUCUACGCCGAGGUAGCUACGUCGUUGCAUGUAUAGGUGCUUGGGCGCUCACGCCUUGGAACAUCCUCGCUUCGGCGUCUGCGUUGUUAAACUUCAUGGACGGCUACACGAUUUGGCUGGCACCGAUUACUGGCGUGCUUCUUGCAGACUACUGGAUCGUUCAGCGUCAGUCAUACGUGGUUCCAGAGCUGUAUCAGCCCGAUGCGAGGUACCGAUAUAAC
Molecule: messenger RNA, 231 nt
Organism: Pseudocercospora fijiensis CIRAD86
Lineage: Eukaryota; Fungi; Ascomycota; Dothideomycetes; Mycosphaerellales; Mycosphaerellaceae
Exons: 1
Biological process (GO): transmembrane transport; nucleobase transport
Cellular component (GO): plasma membrane
Molecular function (GO): nucleobase transmembrane transporter activity
Source: RefSeq, a predicted model, not a curated record